Hermetia illucens (black soldier fly) is the source of this 4081-nucleotide messenger RNA. Its product is annotated as indole-3-acetaldehyde oxidase-like. Gene Ontology annotation, molecular function: iron ion binding; 2 iron, 2 sulfur cluster binding; FAD binding. The record is from RefSeq and is a predicted model, not a curated record. Lineage: Eukaryota; Metazoa; Arthropoda; Insecta; Diptera; Stratiomyidae.
CGCAACGGAGUGGGGUAGGUAGAAGUCGGAGUAAACGUUUUUGAGUGCUCAUCACAAGUAUAUAAGGGUCGGCUUGUAUCAAUUCUAGAGUCCAGUGGACAAACGGUGGUUUGUGUUGUUGCUUUUAAGGAAAUUGUGAUUUUCCAUUUAAAUACUUAAAUUUUAUUGGAAAGUGAUGGCUGCAACCACAACGAACCGCCAAUAUUCUUCUCAGAAUACUGUCAUUGAUACAAAGGCAAGCAUACAUGUAAAAAUAAAUGGAAAGUCUUAUGAAGUUGAUACAUCUCGAGUUCCAAUUUCAACGUCAUUGAACUCCUUUUUAAGAAAUCAUGCCUAUUUACCCGGUACUAAAUUCAUGUGUCUUGAAGGAGGAUGUGGUGCAUGUAUUGUGACCGCAACUGGCAAGGACCCAAUUACUAAGGAGUUACGUUCAUGGGCGAUAAACUCAUGCUUAACACCAAUUUAUUCUUGCGACGAUUUGGAAAUCACAACCAUUGAGGGAAUUGGUAACAGAAAAAUUGGAUACCAUCCAGUCCAGAAGCGCCUUACUCAAUUCCAUGGAACGCAGUGCGGUUACUGCUCGCCAGGCAUGGUAAUGAAUAUGUAUAGUCUCCUUGAGGCCACCAAUGGAGAAGUCACUAUGAAAGAAAUUGAGAAUAGCUUCGGUGGCAAUAUAUGCCGUUGCACAGGAUAUCGCCCAAUUUUGGAUGCGUUCAAGUCAUUGGCUAGUGAUGCUGACCCAAAAUAUAAAGCAUUUUGUCCUGAUAUUGAAGAAAUACCGAGAAAAUGCCCAAGAACAGGAGAGUCAUGCAAUGGGACCUGUAAUGGAACGCAAGCCGUGAGUCAUCACCUACGAUUUAGCGAGGGAAGAGACUGGUACAAACCCAGUGACUUGAAGGAAUUGUUUCAAAUUUUGUCAAGUGUUGGUCAGAAGCGAUAUAUGCUGCUGGCAGGCAACACAGCUCAUGGCGUAUACAGAACUGAUAAAAGCAUUGAUAUUUUCAUUGAUAUAAAAAAUGUUGGUGACCUCCGUAGGCACACUAUAAGUUCUAAUGAGGUUAAAAUCGGUGCCAAUGUAAGCUUGACCAGCACUAUGGAGAUAUUGAAGGAGGCAGCAAAGAAAUCGGGAUUUGAGUAUUGUUUGGAGAUAGUGCGACAUAUCGAUUUGAUUGCCAAUGUUCCAGUAAGAAAUGCUGGGACACUAGCUGGAAACCUUUUCAUUAAGCACACACACACGGAAUUUCCAUCUGAUUUAUAUCUUGUGUUGAUGGCUAUCAAGGCUAAAUUAACAAUUGGAAAUAAUGACGGUAGCAAUAAAACAGUGGCUGUGGAAGAUUUUCUCAAUCUGGAUCUGAACAAAAAAGUAAUCCUGAAUGUUAUAUUGACACCUCUUCCAUCUGAUCGCUUCACCUUCAAAUCUUAUAAAAUUAUGCCGCGAGCUCAAAAUGCACAUGCGUUUGUAAAUGCAGCUUUUCUUACCGAAGCACAAGGAGGUCGCAUAAAGAGCGCAAAUAUUUGCUUCGGUGGAAUAAAUCCAAGAUUUAGUCAUGCUAUCAAAACGGAAGCAUUGCUCAUCGGUAAAGAUUUGUAUUGUAAGCAAACAUUGAGCGAAGUAAUUAAAACUCUUCAGAAUGAGAUAAGUUCAGAUUGGGUCCUCCCAGACGUCUCUCCAGAGUAUAGAAAUAAUUUGGCGAUUUCCCUUUUCUAUAAGUUCGUUUUGGCAACUUGUCCUCCUGCCAAACUAUCAGCAAAUGUUAUAUCAGGUGGAGAGAUUUUGCAAAGAGCUUUAAGUUCGGGGGAUCAAACCUUUGAUACAAAUAAGGAUAGAUGGCCGAUUACACAACCGGUGGAAAAGAUUGAUGGAAUCGUUCAAACGGCUGGCGAGGCACAGUACGUAAACGAUAUACCCCAUUUCCCGGGGCAAUUGUGGGCUGCAUUUGUAUCGGCUACAGAAGUGCAUGCUACAAUCAGUGCGAUUGAUCCAGCUGAAGCACUCAGCGUCCCAGGUGUUCGAUACUUCUUUUCCGCCAAGGACAUCCCUGGAAAUAAUAAUUUCACCCCAACAACGGCUAUGAUGAUAAAUGAAGUGGAAGAAAUCUUUUGCGAUGGUGCCGUAAAGUAUCAUGGUCAACCAGUUGGAAUAAUACUUGCGGACACUUUUGAAUUGGCUAGCUAUGGUGCCGGUUUGGUGAAGGUUCAUUACCGGAAGUCGGAUCGACAGGUUGUUCCAACUAUUUUCGAUGCAUAUGCUAAGAAUGCAACUGAUCGCUUCCGGGAGCUACCUUUCAAGAUAGAGCCAAAGUCCAAAGUUACUGAAACUGAAAUUUGCGUCAAGGAUCGAUUUGAAAUGGGUGGUCAAUACCACUUUACCAUGGAAACGCAAACAACUGUUUGUGUGCCAGUUGAGGAUUGUUUAGAUGUAUACUCAGCUACGCAGUGGGUUGAUAUGACUCAAAUGGCUAUUGCGCAAUGCUUGGGAGUACCCGAAAAUAGUCUUAAUAUGCAAGUUCGUCGGCUUGGAGGAGGUUACGGAAGUAAACUUUCACGAUGUGCACUUGUAGCAUGUGCCUGCGCACUUGGAGCCAAGCUAUCAAAUCGUCCAGUUCGGUUUGUUAUGACCCUUGAAUCUAAUAUGGAAGUCAUCGGAAAACGAAAUGCCCUGGUCAGCGAUUACGAAGUGUAUGUGGAUUCCAACGGGAAAAUCUGUAAAUUAGUUGAUGAAUUUGCGCAUGACUACGGUUGUUCUGCGAACGAAGAUGUGGGCGUUAACACUGUUGAAUUCAUUGCCAACUGUUACGUUACCGAUUCAUGGAAAGUUGCGGCUAAAGCGGUUAUAACAGAUUCACCAAGUAAUAGUUGGUGCCGUGCACCUGGGACGACCGAGGGCAUCGCUAUUAUUGAAAAUAUCAUGGAGCAUAUCAGUCGGGCGACUGGCCUGGAUCCUACUGACGUUCGUAUGGCGAAUAUACCUGAUGGUAAUAAAAUGAAAACUCUCUUGCCGGAGUUCUUGGAGUCCGUGGACUAUCGAUUACGGAAAAAGGAUAUUGAAAAUUUCAACUCAACGAAUCGAUGGAGGAAACGUGGGAUUGCUGUAGUUCCAAUGCAAUAUCCACAAGGAUUCUUCGGAAGUAUUCCUGUUAUUGUAUCCAUCUUCCAUACAGAUGGAACAGUAGCCAUUACUCAUGGAGGAGUGGAGUGUGGACAAGGUAUUAAUACCAAAGUAGUCCAGGUUGUUGCCAAAACUUUGGACAUUCCCAUGGAGUAUAUCAAAGUCAAGCCGUCAUUGAAUUCGGUUACACCUAACUCUAUGUGCACUGGAGGUAGUAUGACUAGCGAGGCUGUGUGUUAUGGUGCUAUGAAAGCUUGCGAGAAACUCCUAGAGAACAUGAGACCCAUCCGUGAAAAAAUGAAAGGUGCUAAGUGGCCUGAGAUUACGGAGGCGUGCGCUAAUGAUCUGGUAGAACUGAGUGCUAUGCAUCACUACAAGGCGUCUGACAUGAAGAGUUACAUAACGUGGGGACUCAGCUGCGCAGAAGUGGAAAUUGAUGUUCUUACUGGGAACUUCAUUUUAAAACGCGUUGAUAUUCUUGAGGAUACUGGCGAAAGCAUCAGCCCACACGUAGAUUUGGGUCAGGUUGAAGGAGCAUUUGUUAUGGGUUUGGGAUAUUGGCUGACCGAAAAUCUUGUAUACGAAGAUACCGGGAAACUACUUACAAAUAGAUCUUGGAACUAUAAACCACCUGGUGCGAAGGAUAUUCCUAUAGAUUUCCGGGUGACUUUUCUGCGCAACAGUCCUAAUCCUUUGAGUGUUCUUCGAUCGAAAGCUACUGGAGAGCCUGCUUUAUGCAUGUCCAUUGUUAGCAUAUUUGCUCUGCGAAACGCAAUAGAGUCAGCCAGGAAAGAUGCCGGUCUUAAAGAGGAAUGGAUAAAAAUGGGCGCACCAACCACCGUUGAUAAAGUUUUUAUGUUAUGUGGUACGAAUCCGAAGGCGUUCAAAUUGUAAGGAGUACGUGUACAACGGCGGCUUAUCUUCAAUUUAUAUGUAUCAUAAAAACGUUGAUAAUACAGCAAUUUUGAAAAA